AUGAGUGCAACAGGUCUGGACCCGAAGGAGUUAGGUACUUUGGUUGUGGUCGUGGGAAAAGCCAAAAAUCUAGUCAACAAAUCUAGGUUCGGAAAACAGGAUCCAUUUUGUACAGUCUCGAUAGGGGAAGACAAGCAACGUACGAAACCUAUAAAACGUGGAGGACAGCAUCCAGAAUGGGACGAAGAGCUUCGAUUCGCUAUUGUGGAAGAUCUCGACGAUGUUCUCGUUAGAUCAGAGUCACAACCUGAUUCACUCAAUUCUUCGACCAACGGCGCUCCUCCGCCACCACUUAAAGACUCAUCUUCCGGAGUAAUAACGUCUGCAGCAUUAGCGAACAAGAGUAGGAAAGGGCCGUUGAACAAGAAGGGAGGGAAAAGUAUGAAGGUGGCUUGUUAUGCGGAUGAUGCGAAGGAACCGGAAUUGAUAGGAGAAUGCGUGAUCAACAUAGAUGAUGUAUUGAAAAAGGGAGAAGUCGAUGAAUGGUACGAUUUCCUGUACAAGGACAAGUAUAGUGGAGAAGUUUACCUUGAAUUAACCUUUUUCUCAAAUGACGCACCCCCUGUGAAACGGAAUGUCCCUCGUCCCGCCAUACACAACUAUGGUGGAGCUGGUACUUUCAAUGCCAGUCCCUCUGGCACACUUGCCUCAGCAGCGAGCAGGACAAACCUCGGUGGUGGAUUGGCAACCUCGGCAAGUGUGUCUGGAAUGAGCCUGUACAUCCCACCCUAUGUGCAGCAAGGUCGUGCACCAUCACCAUCGCCAAACCCUCAACCUCCUGCCCAAACCCAGCUGCCUCCCUCAAAUAGUUUUGCGAAUUUGGGAUUACCUCCUGGUCACAGAACGAAUCAGGACAUACCGCCAUCCCAAGUUGGACAGCCGACUUAUCCUCCUGCUCAAGCCUCAACGCUACACUCACACGACUCUCAAUCCUCUAUCGAUGCGCUCACACGACCAAUGUCUUCAAUGUCUAUUGGUUCAUCAUAUUCCUCUAGACCACUGACAGCGACCCCUGCGCCACCUUUGACGACAUCUAUCUCUGGUCACAGCUAUGGUGCUCAUCGACAUUCGGUUGGAGGUGGAUCAUCCGACGCUCCAUGGGCACAACAGCUACCUCAGAACCAGCCUGCACCAGCUCCCGCGCCUCAUCCGAGACCUUUGUCAUCGAACGAUGCAUUACCAUGGGAACAAGUGCAGCGACUGGAGCAGGAAAGAUUACAAGCUGGAGCUACCCCUGUUCCUCGACCUGCUUCGGGAGGAGGAUACGGUCAGCUGGGAUUGCAGCAGUAUCCUCAGCAUUCGCUUGCCCAUACGGGCAAUCGAAUUCCUUCAACGAUCCCAGAAUCGCUGAGACCGGCUGGUCCCCCUCAAUCCGAACAACAUAUUCCCCCUCGAUCACACAGCUUUUCUACAGCCACCCCAGCUCCUAUCAAUACUACGUACAGUCAUGCUCCCCCCACGCCUGCCCCACCACCACCCUCCAAUUCUGCACCACCCAUCUCUCCUUCUACUUCCUCACAUUACCAUAUGCCUGCCAACUCUUUCAAUGCGCUAACCCAGCCCGUCGUAGACCCUCAACGCGCAGCUAGCCCUGCCAUUGGUCAAUAUGCCCAACCAAACGGAUCAUAUGUGGACCCAAACGCACCAUUGCCACCUGUCCCACAACCAUCAUACCAUACGCCUACAAGGACCAACACAUAUCCUCCUAGACCAGCAGGACAUGACUAUCAGCAAACUCCUCCACAUACGCAAAACUAUUCCCCUGCUUACAAUCAAAGCACUCAGCCAGCAUAUCAAGCGACUCCCCCUCCUCAACCAGGUUAUACAUAUGCCCAUACUAGUCAACCAUCCGCCGUUCAGACCUCUACCGCUCCAAUACAAGCUCCUCCCAACGAUAGUGGCUACGUCCCCUGGUAUCAACAAACGCAGUCAGCGCAAGCGCAGGCAACGCCCCCUCCGCCUCAACCCUCAUACGGCCAGCAGAAUGGAUCGCAAUUUGGGCAAAUGCCUGCUCAGCCUGUUUAUGGACAAUUACCCCCUUCAACUUCGACUUACACAUCUCCUCCUCCUGUACCUCAGAGUCGGCCCCAGCCUCCCCCUCCUCGUCGUCAAUCGGUAGGCUAUUAUCCGUCUGACGAGCUAUACGCGCAGCAAAGACAAGAUACCAAUACGCCUCAACCACAACAAGCACCAUGGCAGCAAGGUCAUCAAAGUCGACUAUCUUACGAUCCUAAUGCUUACGAUGCUCAAAGACAACAAGCCUUCUCCCCUGUGCAAUCAUCACCAUAUACACCUCAGCAACCGGCACAACCGCCCUAUCAAGCUGCUCCUGCUCCAUCGCCCCCAAGGCAGCCCAGCUGGCAACAGCCACAGAGUCAAUACUCCUCGCCUCAACCUCAUAAUCCGACUAACUAUUAUCCCCAACAACCACCGCCUCCUCCUCAGCAGUAUAACUCGCCUCAACCUCCUCAAAACGAUUACCGAGCGCCAUCGCCGCAACUCCCACCUCAAAACGACUAUAAUCGUGCGCCUUCGCCUCAGCUUUUUGGCCAGGCAUCUUCUCAAGUCGGAUACGGUAGAUCACCAUCACCUCAGCCUUAUCAGCCACCGUACCAACCUGAUACAUGGCAGAAUCAUGUCCAGCCACCACCACCUUCGGGUUCUUCCAGUCAGCUAAUCCCACCUACUUACUCCAACUCACCUAAUCCUGCUCCGGACUCUGGAAGGGCUCCCUCACCCUCCCCAGUCAGUGGCAGUGGCAAUACCAAGAAAGAUUGGAGAUCUUACAUGAACAGUUUAUCUACCACUGGUUCAGGAGGGGGUAUCAUCCCUGCCAGGACACCCAGUCCUCAACCUCCCCCGAAAGACCCUGCUUUGUUGCAGCAACAGCAGCAGUGGUAUACGCCUCCUCCUACUCUACCGAACUCGAUUGUACCGCCUGAAGGAUGGAAGAGCACCUUGCCGGCUCAGAAGGACGGUCAUGCUUGGAGGGGAUAA
Molecule: messenger RNA, 2997 nt
Organism: Kwoniella botswanensis
Lineage: Eukaryota; Fungi; Basidiomycota; Tremellomycetes; Tremellales; Cryptococcaceae
Exons: 6
Coding region: 1-2997 (998 amino acids)
Source: RefSeq, a predicted model, not a curated record